Messenger RNA from Panicum hallii, 1878 nucleotides. RefSeq names its product protein trichome berefringence-like 7. The record is from RefSeq and is a predicted model, not a curated record. Gene Ontology annotation, cellular component: Golgi apparatus. The coding region runs from base 242 to 1585 and encodes 447 amino acids. NCBI's taxonomy places the organism in Eukaryota, Viridiplantae, Streptophyta, Magnoliopsida, Poales, Poaceae. The transcript is spliced from 4 exons. Gene Ontology annotation, molecular function: O-acetyltransferase activity.
UGCCUCAACCGCCUCCACCAGCUCCCGCCGUCACGCCAGAGGCGAGCUCACGGGCGGAGCCGGCUCGGAGGCACAGGCACUGCACCCACGCCACGAGGCGAGCUUGGAGCCCCUCCAGGGAUUCCACACGCCGGGCAGUCUCCGCGGGGCCACCCGGGGCGGGCGGCGACCGCCGCGUACUGCUGAUUUGGUGGGCGGGGAGUCUAGGGAUGAGAGAUCUGGCCCCAGCGGCCGCGGCGAGAUGGUGACCGCGAGCGCGGGCUCGAGCCGGGGCGUCCCGGCGCGCGUCGCGGCGCGGGGCGGCGCCGGGUCCGGGAGCCCGCGCGCCUCUGCUGCCGCGACCGCCUUCGCGGCGCUGCGGCGCAGGUGGCGGUGGGCGCCCUCGGGCGCGUCGCUGGAGCGUGCAGCCCACGCGUUCCUCCUGGCCUCCGCGGCGCUGGUGCUCUCCUGCGCGCUCUACCUCUACGUCUUCCGCUACGUCGGCCGGGGAGGGCGCGCGGUCGACGCCGCGGGCUUCGUCGGGGACGCCGGCCUGGGCCUGGGCCUCGGCGCCGGCGGUGGGCGGUGCGACGUGUUCGACGGAACCUGGGUGCCCGACUACACCGGCCGCCACCCGCUCUACAACAGCUCCGAGUGCCCGUUCGCGGAGCGCGGGUUCGACUGCCUCGCCAACGGCCGGAACGACACGGGCUACCUGAAGUGGCGGUGGAAGCCGCGCCGGUGCGAGGUGCCGCGGUUCGCGGCCCGCGCCGCGCUGGAGCGGCUGCGCGGGAAGCGGGUGGUGUUCGUGGGGGACUCCAUGAGCCGCACGCAGUGGGAGUCCUUCAUCUGCAUGCUCAUGACCGCGGUGGACGACCCCAGGACCGUCUUCGAGGUGAACGGGAACGAGAUCACCAAGAUAAUACGGCACCUGGCGGUCAGGUUCUCGUCGCACAGCCUCACCGUGGAGUUCUUCCGUUCGGUGUUCCUCGUGCAGCAGCACCCUGCCCCGCGGCAUGCCCCAAAGAGGGUCAAAUCCACAUUGAGGUUGGACAGGAUGGAUAAUCUCAGCCGGAAGUGGCUGAAUUCAGACGUUCUGAUUUUCAACACCGGGCAUUGGUGGACACCGACCAAAUUGUUUGAUACGGGUUGCUAUUUUCAGGCCGGACGUUCACUUAAACUAGGUACAUCCAUUGAUGCUGGCUUCAGGAUGGCAUUGGAGACCUGGGCCUCGUGGGUAGAAAAAAGAGUUGAUCUAAACCGAACACAUGUCUUCUUUCGCACAUAUGAGCCAUCCCAUUGGGGGGACACGAGCCAAAAGGUAUGUGAGGUAACAGAACAGCCUUCAUCAGAGGCCAAAGGAAACGAUAAGAGUGAAUUUGGGGCUACACUUGCUGAUGUUGUGGCCAACAUGAAAGUUCCUAUAACAGUUCUAAAUGUAACUUUAAUGGGAGCGUUCAGAAGUGAUGCUCAUGUUGGCACUUGGAGUUAUCCUCCCACUGUACUUGAUUGCAGCCACUGGUGUCUGCCGGGAGUCCCUGAUGCUUGGAAUGAACUCGUAUUUUCUUACCUUUUGACAAAUGGUUGGCAAAACAUGGCAGGGUGAAUGCUGUGGCAGCAUACUCAAUCUUCUCCCACUUGUGUAUUGUGACAUUUGACAUUGUCACGUAUAGUAGAGGAUUAACAUACGUCCUGGACGAUGCAGCUGUAUCUGCUAGCUGGUCACUGGACUUCUACAUUCUUUUCUUCUUUGACUUGUAUACACAGUGACACAUUCUUGGAGAGAUGUACAGCUUGUAUCACUUCUUUUCGUUGCUAAGGAUUAGAAAGCAUUGACAUUCAACCUGUAUGUACUAACAGUUUCAUUUUUCUAUUAUCAAAAAUCAAAUUUGUGUUUCA